GCCAAGAUUACACAAUCAUGAUCUAUGUUUGCAUAUAAUGUAGUAUAAUGACAUUAAUUAAAUCCUGUUUGAAUAAGAUCGUUUCAUCAAAGUAGGGGGCAUUAAGAAACAGCGAUAAACGAUAAUUAACUACUCUUAGGAAGGAGAAUUGAUAGUAAAUAUGCGGUCCCCUCCAGCAAUCGACAAUACAAUCGUAUUAUCUUCACACUUGGCUUCUCCGGCUGGUUUCCAUUGUUUGCUACAUCUCGAAUCCGCGGAAAGAAUGGUAAGGAGAUAGGGAGGAAGGAGUUAUGUUUAUGCGUGAUUUAACACCCGCAUUUCCAUUCGACACUUUCCACGAUCGCGAAACUAGAAAUACUUCUCUCUGUUUACCCGCGAUACUUGUCAUUAACGUUACGGUCGGAUACGAUUAUUGUCUUUUCGCGCAAUUGAAAAAUUGGAUUAUUUAUUGCUCCGUGAAAGACUUUAACCUCGAAGUCUCAAUGAAGUCACGUAAUCUAAAGGACUUUGAACAAUUAAAGAAACUCUUGUUCGUGCUUACAAUCGACAUUAGAGACGAUAAAUCUUCUAGAAUUCCAAAAUAAUGUCAUUAUUUUUUCAUCCAAAACGAUGCGAAAUAAUUUGAACGCGCGAAUUUCUCUUUGAAAAAUUCAAUCCGACAAUUUACAACAAUUCGUGUUUGUGUGUAAACAGUAAUAAAACAGUUAAUAUCCGAUAAAUCGUGUCGGUGACAUGGCCACCAGUGUGUCAUCAAUCGGUCGCAUUGCGAGGAAGAUAAAGGAGGGAGAGAAGGGACCGGUUAGCAAAGGUGGGCGCGCAUCCACCGGUUCACGACCCCACUUUCGUUAACUGCUUUUAAUUGCCCCAUAAUUGAGAUUAAUGGAAAGGCAUGCGGGUGCCCAUGAUAUCACCCUCGGCGAAUUAAAAUUAAACCGUACACGACUUUGUCCCAUAAAAGAAACCGCCGCGCUCGUUUGCUUUGAGUUCGUCACGCGAUCCUCCGCGGUUCACGCGGACCAAAGAAAUCCCUAUAAAACAUCGCGCAAUAAAGCUCGAUCGUUUUGUCGUUCGUUUCGCAAUUUCAUGGCGUACGUAAGCUGAAAAGAUUCACGUGCUUGGGAGAUGGUCAUUCGAUAUCUUCUCUCGAGAUCCUCCUUUUUUUUGCUUUUCCAAGACCCCCUCGUUUUGUAUUGAGCGACGCCGCCUUUUCGCGACCAUGCCGCGCAAAUUGCCCCUGUUAUUAUUUCAUCUAGCGCAGAAUGGUGCCAAUCGACGGCUUUUCGCGUGAUGCGCUGCGUAAUAAAUUCGAACGUUGCUCCUUUUAUAACCUCGAUCACAAACGACGAGAGUAAUUUUAAAUAUCCGAUGGUCUUGAUUCGGUUCAAUUAAAGUAUCCAUCCAAGAUUUUAAACAUCUUUCACAGUAUUUUUUUUACGCGGCGGAUUUAAUCGUGGUUUCUCUUGCAUCGAAGAAUUUGACGGGAAAAAUAUUGUUGCCCACGAUUAUUAUCACGAUUCGAAUAAGCAUUUCUUGCAGAAUGGUUAAAUACCGAAUACGGGUAUAACAAUACGACGAGCGUUAUUAAAAAAAUGUGUGGAAGAAAAGUGAAAACAAGAAACGUUUCAUGCGAGAAACGUUUUAGACGAGGUCUUACAUAAAUUCCACAAAGAGAUUCACAUCGUCGGAAUCGUCUCGCGAAUAUUACGCAUCUCAACUUUCCCAUGAGCACUACAAACGGCCUAUCUUUUUAUUAUAUCCAUAUCUGUCUACUAACACGUACGUUGCGUGGGAGUGCCCAUCACUCCUUUGACUCGGACCAACCACACCGUGCGGUUCGUAGAGUUCGGGUGUCGCUUAUUUCCUCUUUCUUCGUGUUCCUCUUAACGCGCCGGCCUCCUCGAGGGGUCCUUGAAAUGGACCGAAAUCUCACGUGGCUUUUCAUGAGCGUCAAGUGGCGCUAGGACCACCCGCAAAUAACACGUGCCAUUAAUUUCUAAAAACGAUGAAGCCGAUUACUUCCACCAAUUCCAUCUUCGUUCGUUGGUUGGGCGUUCCUCGGGCGUAAGAUUUCAAAACGGUUUCGACGAGCAGAGCGGCGCAGCGUGUACUAAUUUCAAUUUAAUAACAUAGCGGAUAUGAAUAAAUUAAAGGACAUGUAAAUAUAAUCAGAAUAGAAAUCAUGUAGGUACUUCUCUACCUACAUACAUCCGACACCGCGUUGAAUGUCAAUGAACGAUACGUCACACCGAUUGCUACGUUCUCAAAACUUGCUCGAAUAACCGAGAAAAAUAGCAGCUCUUCGAAACGUAACAAUCAAAUUUUGCACACAAAGAUCCGUCCAACGCGUGAAACGGAAGACAAAGCCCGAUCGACGCCCGGCGAAACAAUAACUACACUAAUUUAGGAUACUCCAACAUCGGUUCAUUGGCCGGUUAAGUCGAAAUCGGUCGAGUUAACGCGAAUACAGGCUAUUAGCACCAACACAGGUUUAAAAGCAAAGUUACUCGAGUCCCGUGACCCCAUGUUUCGCCUACGAAACAUUGUGCAGUGCAAGGCGGGAACCCGUUCGAGUGGUAGACCGUGAGGCGACACAUCGUUGCUGUGCUCUAUUCACUCGAGAUAGGGAAAAGACGUUGCAUAUACAUACACGCGCGAGGAGGAUAUAUGUACGUCGCAUACUAUACACGGUACGUCCAUAGGAAACAGCUGAGACCGGGAGAGACGAGUGUUCCCUGGUAUGAUACAUCCACGACGAAAUUAAUGUCCCAGGAUUCUCGGUUCCAAGGACAGGGGCUUGUACGUUUCGAGGACGAAACAUUCUAUGGCAUACGGUGCCACCGACGUCCGUGCAUUCCGCCGAUCGAAUGCGAUACGAUAAAUUUUCCGAGGCUGUACGAUGCGUGGUUAGUCGGGAAAUAGUGGUCGCUUUUAAGGUAUUUCGCUUUAUCUUGGAAACGCGAAGGUUUCGAUACUAUUUUAAUUGCUACUCGGUUGCUAAAAAUAUCAAAAGCCUGGAACUUGGGAAAUUAAAUAAAAUGGGAUAAGGAAUGUUUCGUCUACGAUCCAACGAGAUGGAUUGGGGAUUUUAAAUCCGAGAUCGAUUGAAUUCAUUUAUUUCACGACGCGUGAAUUUCCAUUGUUGGAUGAUUACGAUUAUGUGUAAGGAGCAGAAUCGGUGAACGACUUUAAAUAAAUAACGUUCUGGACAUCUAGUAUCAAUAAAGCCCUCUAAAGCUUACCCCACGUGAUAUAUUGAUUUCCGGGACCGAAGUAAUCCUGUUUACUUCCAGAUGCGACGAAAAAAUGUCAAUAUAGCGUGUAAUUAGAGAUCUGUCAUCCUCCGUGUAUUCCGUUCUUGGAGAGAGACAAGUAUUUGAUAGGAUAGGAUAAAUAUAUAUCUAAUAUAUACCGAACCGAAGCAGCAAACAAACGAAACUAGUGUCCUGCGAAAUGUUUCGGCGCAUGUUGAAAAGCCGCGGCGCCUCCUUCGUCGGCAAACACCCACGCCUGAGUGUAACAUGCACUAAUACGUCGGUAGCGUACGCGCUCACACGCGUGCUUAUGCGUGCACGCCGAAACAACCGUGCGAGAGUUGCAAGCAAGGAACGCAUAUACGUAUCACAUUGACGAGUUCCCGCCCGAGUCGGCGGUUGGUCGCUGCUUUGGCAGCUUCUCGUCUCUCUCAGGUAGCGUGCGAGCACGGAGAAAUGAGAGAGAGAGAGAGAGAGAACGAGAUGGAGUCGCGGCGAUCAGGACAGAACGGGACGAGGGACAAGCGGAUAAGGAUGGAGAUAAGGGAGCGUGGGAGAGAGAUAGGUCGCGUGAGCGAGAGAAAAAAUGCAAAGGGGAAAAAACAGGAAGAGAACGAGGAGAGAGACAGAAGGAAGCAACGGUACAGAAGGGGAGAGGAAGAUGCAUGGAAAACAUGGAUGGUAUGAGAAGAAGAGAAGUGGCGGAAGGAAAUGAGCGAGAACCGUUGCUACAAAGAGAGAUUAGAGAAAGAGGAGGAGAGGGGACGGUAAAAACGGAGGAAAGUAACAAAUACCUUGGCGGGAAAGGUUGGUAGGGGACUAAGAAAAGCAGCAGGAAAAAAGAGGAACGAACGGAAAAAGAGUAGAGAGUCGAGAAAGAAGAGGAACGGUGGAAAAGGGACAGAGAAACCGCGUAGAAGAGGAACGGUAUAAGGGAGUGAAAGAAGGCGCGAGAGAGAGAGAAAGAGGGGUAGAGCGCUCGUAUGGUCGGUUUGCCGCCUGCCGCGUAGUAGUAGCGUGCCGAGCGAGCAGCAAGCAGUGCCGAACGUCGUCGUCGUUUCUCAGUGUCGCCGCGGCGGUCGUGCCAGACGGUUCUCUUAUACAAGUUUUUCGUAGUGCGCGCGUAGCGUUCCGUUCCGUUUCGUUUUGUUUCGGUACAACGUCAAUUCGGUGCAACGUGCGACGUGCUGGAUUAAAUUGGAUUAAAUACACUUACUUGCGGACGUGUCCAGAGGAUUAUUGACUUGUGACGAUCUCGUGUCGUUGCCGGGCUACGGAAUCAUCCAAAAAAUCCCGCGGAGCGAAUAUAUUUUCGAACAGUUCGUUCAAGGAUAUCGACGUUCAGUGAUGUGACAACGAUUACAACUUUAUCGGCGUUCUUCGUUCCACGUUUCGGCAUGUCUAAUAUAAAAGGGAUCCUGAUUGGAGCAUAGUGUGAACAAGAAAACGUCGAAACGAAUCACAGAACGCGAGUUUGAAAAGUGUAACGACGCCGAACGCCACGUGCUACGCUACUACCGGCGCCAUCGCGAGUUAAACUUCGAAUUUCGCGCGAUGUUCUAUGCUCAAGAUUCGUUACCGUGAACAAGUUUGACACGUUUGAAAAGUGAAAAAUCGUGAUUCUCCCUCGUGGUCGUGGAACACACGGCGGGUGGCACAUUGUAGCGUGUCUUGUGCCGCGUUUGUACAAGUGGAUUUAACCUUGUGAUCGAACACGUGGAUGCAUGCUGCCCUGUCGACGAUGCUGUGCUUUUGAACGGCCAAGCUGUCUGCACGAAAAUUCCAGAUUUGAAAUUGGACCAUGCUAAUGGGGAUUAAACGCGAUGGAAUGUUAUUUAUUAGUUGAUUGCAAAGGUGCAGAAGAAAAUGCGCGUGAGAUCGAGGUGACGGUAGAGCAUGGAGACCAUACAGGACAGCGGCGGGUUGCGUGUCGAUGGCUCGAAGGGAGGUGUCGCUUCGGGUUUACCCAGCUCGAAAACAGUGAAUCAGUUGAGAAUAGUGGAAAGUGGUGAUGAAAGUGGGAAGAUGGUGAUCCCAACUAAAUCGGAGAUGGAUCCUUACAAGGAGUUGGAGUUGUAUCUCGCCAAAGUGAACGAAGAGAUCGGCGAGAUCAUCGAGUCGGCGCCCUCCACUCCCCUGAUCAUUACAGACGAGCCAAAGUAUCAUCCCGCGCAGCCGGCCCCGCCGGUGCAGCCGGCUCGAUACGCGCUCGAGCCCUGCCCCGUCAAAUCACCGGCCGCGAGAAGCUCGAGACGCCACAACUCCUCCGGAUCGAGGGGCUGCAACGCCGUCGAGGACAUUGGCGAUUGGUCGAACAGCAUCCUCGCCGAGUUCAACACGAUAAUCGCGAACGAGAUCGACGAGCUGACCAGGGAGCUCGAGCGGAAGAGGAGCAAGGAGGAGGCGAGGAUCGUGCGUUACAAGGAGCUGUUGAACGAGUUCGGGAUAUCGGACAGCGAGAGCUCGAUCGGGAGCUCGUGCGAGGCGGCCGGCCAUUUCUAUCGAUCGUCGCCCCGGCCGGGCAACGACGACAUCCGCGAUCGACGAAACGGCAAGUUGUUCAACGACGAGGCGACGACGGGCUUCCUGUUGGGCCUGGGCUACGACGAGCCGCCGCGCGAUCGCCUGAUCUCCGCGAGAAACGACCGGAGGAAGAGCGGGAGCCUGCCCGAGGACCUGCAACGCUUGAUAGGGGAGCGCGCGAGGUAUUACCCCUCGCCUGACUCGAAUCUCGACGACGACACUCGCGAUCUCUCGGGGACGGCGUUCGUGGAGGAGCAUCGUCGCGGCGGGGUCGAUCUGAAUACCUCUAGUCUACCUUCGAAACUGGACCGUGGACACGCGAGCGGCGGGGAAACGGAGGAACUCGGUCCGCGCGCCAAGUACCUUGGAAACGAUCAACCAAAGAAACACGAUGUAAUAGGGAUAAGUUCGAGGGGCGACGAGGACGAGAAGAAGAAUGGAUCCACCUGUUCUCGGGUCGGGUCCAUCGGCCCGGUUCGGCCGUGCAUCGAGACGGACGAGUCGUGCGCGAAAUUACCGCCGAGGCAACGCGAUGCCCACAGGAAGACUAGCCUGCCUGUGAAUUUGACGGGUCAGAAGAGGAGAAGGACGCCGAGGUUGGCGAGAAUUCGACGGAACGAGGAGCAGAGCGCGAUGGAUCCGGAUGGAUACGAGGUGGAGGAGGAGAAGGUGGCGCAAGUGGUUGGCGGAAGGUCGUUGGACGGGAACGGGCCUAAAUCGGCCCCUGUCACGCCAACGGAGGAGAAGAAGUCUCCGUUUUCGAAGAUCCUCUGGAAGAAGCACGCGCCCGUGUUUCACGAGAGCACGGACGACGUUGUCCUCGUAAGGGUGUCCUCUUUGCCGGAUCAGGAUUUCCUUCAUCUCGACAACGAAGCGUUGCGGGCGAAGAACGGUUGCGCGAAGGAGGGUCUGUCGAAGAAGAGGGCCGUGUCGCCUCUCACCCUGCGCUCCGAUAUAUCCGCGAAACGGUUGUCCGAGUCCGACAAGGACGUGCGACAGGUGAGUCCCGUGGAUUUGAAGAAGUUCUCGCUCUCGAGAUCGAGGGGUAACGACGUUGGAGUGAGCUGCGAUCUUCCGGAAGACGACAACGUUGGAUCCAUCGGGAGCGUGGACAGCGGCAAGUUCGAACGGGUGGAGAACGUGGACGUGAAGAAGAUAUUGGACGAGCAGAAUUCCAGAUCCGGUUCGCUACCGAUUUCUCUUCAAUCCCUGUUAUCGAAGAUCCGAAACGGGUCCGGCUCGUGCUGCCCGAACAGCCCGCCGAUGGAUUCGCUCACUUGUUCCGACAUAGCGACGCAAACUUCCCCAGCUAUUUCCAGAAGUUUCAGCUUCACGUGGGUCAGUGAUUGCGACUCCCCGCGAGCGGAGUCGCAGAUGGAUUCGCAGUCGCUGCAGGACGAGAGCACGUUGGAUCCUGCCUCGCCGCAAGACACCGUGGACGAUGACAAUAGGUCGUCCUCGUCGUCUCAAGAUCUUCUUCAAAGCAUGGACGAGAUUUCCUCCGGAAGUAUGUCGCCGGAUACGACCGACAGAGCAUCUCCUCUGGAGAGCGGUAUCGGCACUGCCAGCCCUCCAAGAAGCACCGAUCGACGGAUAGUUAAGCCCCCGUCCUCAGCCAAGUGUCACCGGAAAGAGACCUGGGAGAGGAUCCGGCGACGUCCUUCCAAGUUGAACUCGCGGAACGACAAACACUCGCAGGACGUGUGGAUCAAACGCGAGAGCGUGCACACUCAGACGAAGGAGAACGAGGACCAAUAUUCCCAGGACGCGGUGGACAGCAGCAGCGGCCUCGACGACACCCUGCCGAGGAUCAAGCCGCCUCGACCGACCAAUCUGCCUCUGUGUCUGUCCACCACCGCGAGUAGCUCCCUAAGUUCUGGAGAAUUAUUGGAGACACCGCCACGAGCGCCGUCAUCCCCAUCGGCCGCCAGCCUCCAAUUGAAACCGGAGCCGCUAAGCGUGGAAAUGGGUGGAAAGAGCAGCAGUGCACCCUUGCUGGAGAACAACGACACGGAGAAAACGAAUGGGAAAAUGCCGAGUUUGCAGCAACCACGCUCGCAGUCGGAACGCCAGCUAUCAGAAAUCGAAGCGCAAGAGGCUUGCAAAUGGUUGAGGGCGGCUGGUUUUCCACAAUAUGCGCAGAUGUAUGAGGAUUACCAAUUCCCGAUUGACGUAUCCGGCGUAGCCAAGGACCACCCCUUCCUCGAGACUGAUUCCCUGCAGAGCCUAUUUCGACGAUUGCACGCUCUUAACCGAUGCGCCAAUAUGAAGAUCGACACUCACCAUACGCACAGUACUAGUCACAGCAAAAGCGGUGGCGGCGAUGAUUCGGACGAGGAUACACAGUGCGCCCUCAGCGAGAAUUGGACGUUCGAGAAGAAAACGAGGCGCUGGUCCCGCGUGUGCGACAUGACGCAAGCGAACGUGGAGAGGUUGCAGGCGAUCAGCAGCGGGCAGACGGUGCAAUCCGAGGAGGAUUCUCUGGAGGAUCGGUUGGAGGCAGAGGAGGCCGAGGACACGAUGCUGGACACGCUCAGAUACAGCAGCCUGCCACCUGGCACGCUCCCCGACGAGAUCGGGCCGAGAUUUCGCAGAACCGGGUCCGAGAGGCUGAGGGACGGGGCGAAAGCUUUCCUGAGGCGGGUCGAGUCGUUGAAGUCCCGGCGACGAAAGCACCAAAAUCGGGAUGGGAUCGUGAUCAGCGGCCCCCAAAUACUGGACGUGAUAUCGAUGCAGCAGAAGAUGAAGGAGCUCAACUGCGUGGACGUGUCGCCGACGGGUCCCUCGCCUGUCUCGUUCAACGAUCUUCUGCCGGGCUCGCCUCUUCACGUGCCUGGAUCGCCCGUCACGCUGCCCGCGUCCCCCUAUCACCUCCCGCCUUCGCCCCUGGCCAACGCGCCCAGCCCGUUCGGCGACGAUUCGUCGAGUUAUUGCUCGGACGGGUCGCAAGGAGGAGGCCCCACACCCACGCCGACGCGGACGAAGAUGAACCGGGCUAGAAGGUUCUUGCAUCGGGGCCGAGAGGAUCAAGGGGCGCUCAGCGACUCCGAGUGUCAGCCUACCAAUUGGCGGCACAGGUAUUUCAGAGACGCGAACAGUAAUCACGCUAAAGUGUUGGAGUACGUGGCCGCCCAUCCCCAAAGCCCCAAGGAUUCGCCGACCAAAACUCCCAUAAACAGCCGCGGAGGGAGCCUGAAUCUUGGGAAGGAGUCGCAGAGGUACAGGGACAAGUUGUCCCAGGGCCAGAACCAGGAGAGGUACAAGGAGGACAAGGUGGCCGCUUUGAAGAGGGAGGAUAAGAUGCACAAGAGUUUCAGGCAUCGUGACGACUCUUACAGGGAGGGGAAACCUUUGUCCAAAGAGGUGACGGUCUACAGAGAGAAAUCGAGAUCGAGGAGUUCGGAGCUGGCCGGAAGUCAAGAGAGCAGUUCGACGGUUGCCAGUCGUGAUUCGGAUCAGGAGGAGGAUUCGCCGAGGCACAAGGGUACCGUUGUCAGGUGGCACAGUUUCCAGAGGGGAUCCCUGUACCCCGAGCCGCUCGAUCCCCUGUGCCCGCGAGCCAUGGCCUCGAUGUCGUGCGGCCAACUGUUGGUGCUGAGGAAGUUGGCACUGUUGAAGCUGACCGCUUGCAUGGAACGAUAUUGCCCGACCCAUCGUACUGGCUGGAACUGGGAGCUGCCGAAGUUCAUCAGGAAGAUAAAGACCCCCGAUUACAAGGACAAGACGGUGUUCGGGGUGCCGCUGCUGCUGUCCCUGCAGAGGACCGGCCAGGCCUUGCCAAAGUGUAUUCAAAUAGCGCUCAGAUGGCUGAGAGCGAACGCCCUCGACCAGGUUGGGAUCUUCAGGAAGAGCGGGGUCAAGUCGAGGAUACAGAAAUUGAAAAUGAUGACCGAGACUUUGGGGGAUAACAUCAAUUUCGAUGGCCAGCAGGCGUUCGACGUGGCCGAUCUCGUGAAACAGUACUUCAGGGAAUUACCGGAAGCUCUGUUAACGAACAAGUUGUCCGAGACCUUCAUCGCUAUCUUCCAACACGUACCUGUUAAGCUGCGACCGGACGCGGUUCAAUGCGUGCUCCUUCUUCUGCCAGACGAGCAUCGGGAGGCGUUGGAGACUCUGCUCGAUUUCUUGAACCACGUAGCGAGCAACGCUCCCUACAACCAAAUGACAGCCUCGAACCUGGCCGUGUGCCUGGCACCGAGCCUGUUCCACUUCAACCACAGUAACACGAACGUGACCAACAGGUCGAGCAGCGUAUCGCCACGUAGGAGAAAGACCGUGGGCAUUCCCGAUCAGAGGGAACUGUCGGAAAACAAAGCCGCUCACGACUGUCUUCUGUAUCUGGUCAAGAUGCAUCGUGAAUUAUUCAUGGUUUCUUCGGAUAUGUUGAUGCAGUGUCAUUUUAAUUAUAUGGAAGAAAGCGUGCCGGUCGCCUUGGAGGAAUUGGGAUCCGAAUUGAAGCAAGACUGGAGAGGAUACCUUUACGCGUGUACCACCGCUUUGUUGAAAGAAGCGCGCGAAAAAAGUCGGGGAUGGGUCACCGUGAACAAUCCAGCCGACAGUACGGUAGAGAUGGCGUACAAGAAGGUAGGUGACGGACAUCCACUUCGACUGUGGCGAGUGUCGACCGAGGUUGAAGCUCCACCGAACGAGCUUCUUCAUCGUGUACUGAGGGAGAGGCAUAUCUGGGAUCCUCAGCUUUUGAAGUAUAGAUUGGUCGCCAAGCUGGACACCAACGUGGAGGUCUUUCAAUACGCCACCGGGAACAUGAGUCCUCUUCCUGCCAGGGAUUAUUGUGUGCUAAGAUCCUGGCGUAACGAUCUCCCCAAAGGGGCCUGCGUUAUCGUAGAAACGUCCGUGGAACAUCCGGAUGCUCCUGUUAUGCUUGGUGGAACACGUGGUAUUGUUUUAGCAUCUCGCUAUCUCAUCGAACCUUGCGGUAGUGGUAAAUCACGGAUCAUGCACCUUUCCAGAGUGGAUACAAAAGGACGCACUCCAGAAUGGUAUAACAAAAGCUACGGUCACCUUGCUGCCCUUCACCUCAGUAAAAUUCGCAAUUCUUUCAAGCACACGACAGAUGGUCCCGAGAGUAAAGUCUGAGAGGAAGCAACCGUGCAACGAUCACCGUUGCACGGUCCUCACACGACUCUAGAGGAACAGGAUGAUCAAAAUCAGGAACACAGGAUCCUAAAGGAUGUGCGACAGGUUCAACCUACCAUUGACGAGGAGUAAAAGUAACAUCGAUGGUCGUAACUUCAUCGAUAACAUGACCAAGAAUUUAGAA
Messenger RNA from Apis cerana (Asiatic honeybee), 11055 nucleotides. RefSeq names its product RhoGTPase activating protein (gene cv-c). Lineage: Eukaryota; Metazoa; Arthropoda; Insecta; Hymenoptera; Apidae. The record is from RefSeq and is a predicted model, not a curated record. Gene Ontology annotation, biological process: actin cytoskeleton organization; regulation of Rho protein signal transduction; signal transduction. Gene Ontology annotation, molecular function: GTPase activator activity; lipid binding.